UGAUUGCUCUGCUCCUCUUCCCCCCAAGUCCCUCCUCACUCCCCCACAUCCUUGCCCUGAGCAGAUGCCUACUGUGAAGUGUUCCAGGGGGUUCCAGUUGAAGGACCUAGGGAAUGCUGGAGUUCUGUGCAGGGAGGUGUUGAGAGGUCUGUGUGCAUCUGACUAUUGUGAGCUGUCUUCCCCUAUUGGCUCUGAAGAGCCUAUGCUGAGCUGGGUCUGCAUGACAGGGGGAGGCUCCGUGUCAAUAAAAAGAGGGGGAAACAGGCAUCAGAACUCCAGUUCUGAGGAGGACGCACGCUGUCCAUUUGCAGCCCCUGUCGCUGCUGCAGUGAGGAAGGCUGCCAAGGAAGGACAGAUCCUUCCCCUGACCCCAGGGACAAGACCACACUGAGCCUUGCAAGAAACCUGCUGGAUUGGACCUGCCUGUGUCAUCGGAAAGCACACCUACUGUGGGAAGGUCAUUUAUCUCCAAGCACUCAGUGCAGAUAAAGCCUGUGUGGGGUAGUCGGUACAGGAACAGAAGGUGUUUCCAGAACAAAAUGGAGUGGCAGGUCUUGAUUCUUACUCUGUGCCUCAGCACAUUUCCCUCAGUCUCUACAGAUUGCCCAGCCCAGUGCUCCAUGUGUGCUGUACAAACUCAAAACCUGGACAAGCCCAUCAACCCACUGACGUGUUUCCUGGAGUGUCAGACCAUCCUGCCGUCUAACACGGAAUGGGAGAAGUGUAAGAGCUUUCUGUCGCUAUUCACUCCUUUUAUGUUGGGCCUUCGUGGGAAAGGCGAGGUUGGAGACAUGUCGGUGGCCUCUGAAGAACUAUAUGGUGAGCAGGAUAAGCCCUACCCAGGGCUCGCCAAGACCAUGGAGAAGUUUGCCAACGUCCUGGUGCAGGAGAACGCCCACGGCAGAGGCCCGAGCCACAAAUACGGGGCACUCCUCCCCAGGCUCGGUGAACAGGCGGUGUCCGAGAUGAUGGAAGAUUCGCAGCAGUACCACAGAGCCUUGGAGACCCGAGAGCCGGGCUACCCUAGCGAGGACGCAGCGGCCGCUUCGGCAGGAAGCCCAAAGGAUGAGAUGAAACGCUACGGGGGCUUCCUGCGCAAGUAUCCCAAGAGGAGCUUCGAGGUGGCCGGGGCCGGUGACGGCCAGGAGCAGGAAGACUUGCACAAACGCUACGGGGGCUUCAUGCGAAGAAUCCGCCCCAAGCUCAAGUGGGACAAUCAGAAGAGGUACGGAGGCUUCCUUCGGAGGCAGUUCAAAGUGGUGACGCGGUCCGAGGAAGACCCCAAUGCCUACUCAGGGGAAGUCUCUGGCCUGUAGAGUCUCCCCUCAGCCCUCAGCAGAAAUAAGCUUGGAGCUGAUCUACUUCUUGUCUGGACUAAUUACACCAUACCUAUACACCAUGCUUGGCUGCAUAUUCUAUACAGAUGGAAGGUCCAAGCCCACUUCAGUGGUACCCAGUCUGUCCAGGUCCUGGCGGUGUCUGUGUCUGAGCUUAGCAGCAGGGAGAGGCAUGUUGGUUUCAAUCUCAUCUUCCAUUCAUUUCUGAAUCUCACUGUGGUGGAACUGAGAUAUUUUAUCCUUGUGGUACCAAAACAGACUGACACAGACAGACAGAUACACCCCCACACGCAAGAAACAAAAAGUACCCGAUACCCCCAAACCAGUGGAUUUUGAUCUUUUCCCCCCUUAGAAUACCUUACCUGUAAGGGACCAAUGUAUCUUCCUCCUGUACAAAGCCCCUUAGCAGACACCUGUGAGUGCAGGCACUCCCAUCUCCUAAAUGAUUGGGCCAAAGAGUGUGUAUUCCACUUCAUGGGCACCUGACAAAGAGCUUUUAGGACCCAGCCCUUGUUGCCCCCAAAACCUUCUGGGAAAUGUAGUCUGAGUCUGAUAGAACAGUACUUGCCUAUCCAGACACUCUUACAUUAUAUAUAUAUAUAUAUAUAUAUA
Molecule: messenger RNA, 1949 nt
Organism: Phascolarctos cinereus (koala)
Lineage: Eukaryota; Metazoa; Chordata; Mammalia; Diprotodontia; Phascolarctidae
Source: RefSeq, a predicted model, not a curated record